AAAUAUAAACUUUAAUCUCUGCUAUGCAAUCGAUUGAAUAACAAAUAGAAAUAAAAAUAUAAAAAUGCUAAUAAAAAUCCAACUGAAUACGUCAUUUAACGACUACUAUCGAUCAAAUUCCGACUAAUAUCUCAAAUUGUCAUGAGAGAUUUACGAUUGUUCUACAGGACGGCAACAAAAAAUGCGCUCUUUUCAUAAACACCGCUAGAAGUAUCUGUCAAAAGUAAUUAUAAUCAAAUGAAAUCGUAAAAAAGCAUACUGCAGCAUAAUUUAAAAUUGAAAUGGAUUUUUCAAAGAAAGUAAGGAAAAGCGGCCUUUUUUACUACCGUCGAAGGAAAAUUCUCGAGAAAUGGACUAAGGAAAACCAAUUAUUUCAAUCAGAUCAUUGUACGUUCAAUCAACAACUAUCAUCUACUUUGGGGCAGGAGAAUCGACCGGAUGCUACGACUGAUGAUGGGAUCGCAACUGGUGAUCUCUCUGGUGAUAGUCAGUUUAUAAAUACACAAGAAAUAGACAGCGGUAUUCCGAAUAUUGAUAACCCUACGGACACUAAAGAUUCAGAAGAGAAUGUAUCACUAUCUGGUGCGUAUGACGAUCUUAUAUCCACUGAUGAACUCGAUUCAAUGAGCCUUGAAGAAAGCAUCCGAUAUUGGGCUCUUAAAACGAACCAACCGCAUCAAUCCAUUAACAUGAUUAUGGACAUCAUACGCAAAAAGACGGACGGGAAACUAUUACCGCGAUCCGCCAGAUCACUGCUAAAGACUUCAAGAACUGCAACGUCGAAUAUCGUAGACAUAGCUGGUGGUCAGUAUUGGUACUAUGGGAUUAGAAGGUGCCUGGCAGAUUUCUUUCGCGAUAUCGAUCAUCCUAUUUCCAUUUCAAUCAACGUGAACAUCGAUGGCAUACCUGUUUACAAAAGCAGCAAAGCCCAGCUAUGGCCAAUUCUUUUCAAUAUAUUUGAGAAACCAGAUAUUAAGCCAAUGGCCAUUGCCCUAUUCCUUGGCAAUUCAAAACCUGAAAGUUUGGAAGAAUUCCUGCGACCUUUUGUAGAUGAGUUCACAGAUAUCUUGAACAAUGGAUUUUUCAUCAACGGUAAUAAAAUAACCAUUCGAUUGAGAUGCUUCAUAUGCGACACACCCGCACGUGCCUUCAUUAAGGGUGUAUAUGGCUUCAAUUCAAAAAACGGUUGUAUAAAAUGCACAUGCGAAGGCGAAUACUCAUAUGAAUCUCGCACAGUAGUAUUCACUUCAGUGAACUGUGCCAAACGAAAUGACCACGAGUUCAGGACGAAUGCUUAUAGUCACCAUCAAAAAACGAUCACACCUCUGAUUGAUAUUCCCAAUCUGGAUCUUAUUCAGGAUAUUAUCGUAGCAGAUCGCCUCCACCUAAUUGACUUGGGUUUAAUGAAACGAUUAUUGCUUGGGUGGAGAGAUGGCACUCUAGGGUACGCAGCUAAAUUAUCAGCUUUACAAAUUAAUGAUAUGACGGUUAUUAUACGGACAAGACUAUAUAUUAUACGGACAAGACUAUUAUGGUACACACAAAUCAACGAAAAAAUUUCCUUUAUUAACAAAUUUCGGAGAUUCUGUACGCGUUGA
Armigeres subalbatus is the source of this 1598-nucleotide messenger RNA. RefSeq lists its product as uncharacterized. Bases 282 to 1598 code for a protein of 438 amino acids. Lineage: Eukaryota; Metazoa; Arthropoda; Insecta; Diptera; Culicidae. The transcript has 4 exons. The record is from RefSeq and is a predicted model, not a curated record.